GCGUCUCCCUCCGGCGGAGGAGGAGGAGGAGCAGGAGCUGCAAGGGUGAGGGAGCCGGCGAUGCGAGCCGGGCGGCUUCCUUGAACCCCGAGGCGGGCGAGCGAUGGCCCUGCUGGGCCGCCUGGUGCGGCGAUCGCCCUGGCUGUGCAACGUGGCGCUCUACGGGAGCCUCUUCGCGGCGGGCGACGCGGCGCAGCAGCGGCUCCGGCGCCGGCCGGGCCAAAGCGCGGACUGGACGCAGACGCGGCACGUGGCGCUGGUGGCGCUCUCCUUCCACGGCCACUUCAACUACGUGUGGCUGAGGGCGCUGGAGAGGCUGUUGCCCGGCCGGGCCCCCGGCGCCGUGCUGGCCAAAGUGCUGUGCGACCAGCUCAUGGGCGCGCCCGUCGCCGUGCUCGCCUUCUACACCGGCAUGAGUAUACUCCAGGGGAAAGAGGAUGUCUUUGCCGACUGCAGGGAUAAAUUUUGGAAUACCUAUAAGACUGGGCUGAUGUACUGGCCUUUUGUGCAGCUUUCCAACUUCAGCCUGGUUCCGGUGCAUUGGAGAACAGCGUACACUGGCCUGUGUGGUUUUAUCUGGGCAACUUUCCUGUGCUUUUCCCAACAAAGCGGUGACGGAACUGCAAAAUCAGUUUUCUUGUUGUUCCGAGGCAAGAAACCUGACACGGACGAGAUGCCGCCAGGGAAAUAAAUAUAUUGCUGGUGCAAAGCAUCCCUCACCUGUCAGGGAGUCAGCGAGAUGCGUUGGCAGAUGCCAGCUGCAUUUUUUAAGAGGGUGGUGAGAGUGUACGUGAAGGUAGAACUAAAAGUGAACAAAAUUGAGCAUUUAUGAAAUGGUACCUUGUUGCUGUGGGAAUGCACUCAGGUAACUUUUAGGGUUGUAUCUUAUUAAUGGGCAUGACUAACUUAGGCCCCUUAAUUUUAAUGCUUCUCCUCUGAGUGGGCUUUACUGUGGUACCUCUGAUUAAGAACUUAAUUUGUUCUGGAGGCCCGUUCUUAACCUGAAGCACCACUUUAGCUAAUGGGGCCUCCUGCUGCUGCUGCCGCGUCGCCGGAGCACGAUUUCUGUUCUCAUCCUGAAGCAAAGUUCUUAACCUGAGGUACUAUUUCUGGGUUAGCGGAGUUUGUAACCUGAAGCAUUUGUAACCCGAGGUACCACUGUAAUUGGCUGCCACCCAUCCAUUCUGCCAGUGCUAUUUUUCUAGAAAAAGAGGUGCUGGAGCUCACCAUGAACACCUCCCUUGUUCUCUUAGAAUGGCAAUGCGCCUACCUGAGAAGUGCCGGAACUGAGUUCUAGCGAAUUCCGGCAGAAAAAAAAGCCCUGCAUUCUGCAAAGAUUACUUCUCUUUUAUUUCAGUUGUGGAUUUGAGGGUUCAGUGUGUGCCUGUAGAAUUCGGGAACAUAAAAAAUGUGAACUACCAAUCUAUGGUUUAGGGCAGGAUUGAGGAAGCUCUGUCUGGCUCUCAGGACUUUUCCUGUACUGCACUCCCCACCCCAGUCACACUCUCUUCCCCCAAAACGAUACCCUUCGCUGUAGCUCCUUGAGUGAUUUUGCUUUGCUGCGAUGUGUUAUUGAACUCUGAUCAUGCCUCUUGUUUGACUGGAUGAAGGCUGUGUGCGUAUAAACUACCCGGUUGCACAAAGGUAAAACUUAACAUUUGUUGCCACACCCACAUUUGUUCUGGCCCUGCCCACUACCAGCAUGUGACUCCUAAAAGGUUAUCCAGAAGGGAAUACGGCCCCCGGGCUGAAAAAUGGUUCCCCACACCUGGUCUGGAGAGAUAUAGUCCAUUGCAUUGCCUGAUUUGGGUCUUUGUUGUGCUUCAUGUGUAAAUCCAGUCUGAUGCAUGGUUGCAUCCUGCACAGUUGUAAUUCAGCCUGUCAUAACAACAAACAACAACAACAACAACAACAACAACAACAUAUUAUUAUUAUUAUUAUUAUUAUUAUUAUUUUUUAUACCCCACCCAUCUGACUGGGUUGCCCUAGCCACUCUGGGCAGCUUCCAACAAUAGAUUAAAAACACAUUAAAACAUAAGUCAUUAAAAACUUUCCUAAACAGGGCUGCCUUCAGAUGUCUUCUAAACAUCAGGUAGUUGUUUAUUUCUUUGACAUCUGAUGGAAGUAAGGGCCUAUCCAAACUUGCCUUUUGCCCCACUCUUUUUUCAGCCAGAGGUCCACACUUUAAUCCUCUGUGUAUGAGUGUUUGUUUGUUUGUGCCCCUCCCCAGCUUUUCACAUGAAAACUCACUCUUUGAAGCUGAAUCGGAGCAAACAUCAGCUUGGGCUUUUACUGCAGAUUGAGAUUUGCUCUGAUUGAGCUUUAAAAAGCAGAUUUUUUGCGGAGAAAGCUCUGGAGCAAAAAACACAGUGUUCAGAUACAGAACUUUAAAUGGCAUGCCAUGCCUGGAAAGAAUGGAGGUAAGGUAAGUGUGGAUAAGCCUUAGAUUCCUAGUUGUUACAUGGCCAUAUGUUUUUGCCUUUGACUGCAGUCAACUCCUGCCAUCCUUGCCCAUUGGCUAUUCUGAUGGGAGUUGGAAUAUGACAGUGUCUGAAAGGCAGCAUGCUGACUUCUCCUGGAGUAAAGCCUUGGAGAAGUCCUGCAUGAACACCUUGAUCCACCUGAAGUCCAGGGGAUUAACAACCCGCCCCUAAUAGGUUUCACAUGUAUUGAUUUAUUUUUAAUCUGUCCCUCCAGCUUAGAGAGGGUGAAGUCUGGUAGCAAUUUCCGUUCUGCAGUUUGCCCAAGCAGUUCGAUGUUCUGAACAGUCUUUCCAAGGUCGUUUUCCUCCAACCAAAAGCGCACAAAAGUGUUGCUAUUCUUAUUUUUAUCUAUUUACACCCUGUCGUUUUCUCUGACAGGACUCAAGGCAGCUUACAAAUAAAAACAAUGAUCACUAAAAACAGAAAAAAAACAAAUUUAAAAAAUAAGCACUAAUAGAAUUAAAACUAUGUACAUAUAUAAAACCUGUUCAAAACAUACAAAGAAUGACAAUAAAAAUAUUAAUGGUGGCUUGGAGAAAGCCUGCAGUUUUAGUUAAAAAUACGCAGACUGAGAAGCCCUGGUUAAGAAAACGCUCUGUGGAAUCUCAGUUUCUGCCAUUAUGCCUCAUAAGCAACAAUAACUGAUAUUGCAGACAGAAUGCAGCACCCUAUGGCUCUAGUCCUUUAGGUUAUUAAAAUCAGGUUGAAAAUAACGUGGGAAAUGCCAAGGGAAAUUGUGAGGGCUGGGCAGGGUCUUUAGUAGGCAGGGUGGGCCAACUAGAAGAUUAAAAAGAUUGCCAACCUGUUUUGGCAGCUGCUAGUUCCAGUCUCCAGUGCAGGAAUGGGGAACGUUUUUCAGCCCAAGAACUGCCCAGGAUGGGCAGGGCCGGAUACAAAAGGAGGUGGAGCAACGGAUGUAAAAUUUUACCUUCAGAAUACAGUAGGCUAUAUUCUAGCCACACAAAAACCAACUCACCACAUGUAUGCAUCUAGGAGUUUUCAGGUGCUAUCCUGGCAUCUUCAUUUAAAUGGAUCUCAAGGCUGGGGGGGAAACCCCUGCCUCGAAGCCUAAAGAACUACUAUAAUAAUAAUAAUAAUAAUAAUAAUAAUAAUAAUAAUAAUAAAUAUUUAUACCCCGCCCAUCUGGCUGGGUUUCCCCAGCCACUCUGGGCAGCUUCCAACAGAAAAAUGAAAUAAAAUAAGCUAUUAAACAUUAAAAGCCUCCCUAAACAGGGCUGCCUUAAGAUGUCUUCUAAAAAUCUGGUAGCUGUUUUUCUCUUUGACAUCUGAUGGGAGGGCGUUCCACAGGGCAGGCGCCACCACCGAGAAGGCCCUCUGCCUGGUUCCCUGCAACUUGGCUUCUCGCAAUGAGGGAACCGCCAGAAGGCCCUCAGUACUGGACCUCAGUGUCCAGGCAGAACGAUGGGGGUGGAGACGCUCCUUCAGGUAUACUACUGACUUUCAUUGUAGUGGCUGGAUGGCCUAAUGCAGGCAUAGACAAACUUGGCCCUCCAGAUGUUUUGGCUUACAACUCCCAUGAUCCCUAGCUAGCAGGACCAGUGGUCAGGGAUGAUGGGAAUUGUAGUGCCAAAACAUCUGGAGGGCCAAGUUUGCCUAUGCCUAGCCUAAUGGACGGGGUGAAUAAAAAGCCGUUUCAUAUAUAAAGAAUAAUUUGAAAAACUAGCAUAUUUUUGUCCUAGGAUUCAGAUGUGAUAUAAUGAUAAUUUGUUCUAGUUGAGAGCAUGUUUUGUUGAUUUUCGAUUAUAUAUUGUAAUCCGUUUUAUUAAAAAAGGAGUAAUUCAUGAAUGGCAAAGGACACAUUUCAUUCAGAAUCAUGAAAGGCAGGAAGCAAAGGACAGAGGUCAGUUGGUUCAUGAAUGGAAAACAGUGUUCUCCUGUCUUAAGACUCAUCCCUGCUCUUGCCCAGGUCCCAUUAAUUUCAACAGAGAUAGUACAACAGAACUUCCAGGUCAACUGCACCUCCAAAAUGACAUCAUUUAUAAGUAACAAAUAUACCCCUUGAUACGCCAGUGUUUAAGAUCAGGGUUCCCAUUUCAUGAGUCACAAGUGUGUUAUUGAUCAGACAACUGAAGGUCAGUAUAUUCAGCAAAUUGUUUGAUUUUUGCUUCUAUUUAUUCCUGUGCAAAGGAGGCCAGUUGCUCGUUAUUUCUCUCUUACAGUCUUUCUCUGUGCCGCAGGGCCAUUUCUCGAGGGAUUGAAGUGGCUUGCUUAUUACAGGGCAGCACAAACAUUUGCCUAUCACAGCAGCUAACCUCACAGUGGAGAAACAUUAACUGUAUAAUUUAAUUUUAUAGCAGAGUUUAAUUGCUCAGAUGGAAGGCGGGUGGAAUAUUGAGUCAUCAGUGUUCUCCUUGCUAAUUAUUAAAAUUCCUUGUGAAUUAUGCUUCCCCCUCUCCUGCAAUGUACUUGUACUGGAAAAGCAAGGCAGCAUGGGUUCUGUGCAAAGCUUGCAAGAUCCUUUCAUGAGGACCAAGAAAACAUGGUGUAAAAAAUUUAAUCUUUAGUCUCAUUCUGCUUCAGCAUCUGGGCAGAAACGUAGCCCAACUUUCUAAAAAACCUGUUUCAUCUGUUUUUGUUGACCCAUAUGUUUCCCCCCCCCAAAUGAAUGGUGCUUUCUCUCUUUCUCUAACGAUAGUGAAGUAAUUAAAAAAAUUGUAUUAUUUAUUAUACAGUUUUAAACUACUGACUCUGAUCUGCUGCUGCUUUCAACUGCAGUAUUGCUGCAGAUAUGUGAAAUACUGCAGUUAUGACAGAAUAGUUAAUAUACAAUGACAUUCUCAAUCAUUUUAAUAGUUUAUUAAGUGUUUUAGGUUUUUUAAAAAAGAAAAAUCUCUGUAUAUGUACACUGAUUCCUUCUAUUUGUUUCAAAGUAAAUAAACUGGGUGGGGGUCCUGAUAGCUAAAGAGAAUAUAAACCUUCUGCCUCAAGUAACCUGAAAAUUAUGUGGGGGUUUUAAUGUGUUUUGGAAGCUUUGUUGUAUUGCAUUCUGUUGGGUUUUGGGGUGUGUGUUUUUGGGUGGGUUUUUUUUUUUUGCCUUGGGUGGACAUGGUCCGGAAAGGCAGCAUAUAAAUGUUUUUAAUGAUCAAGAUAAUAAAACUA
Zootoca vivipara (common lizard) is the source of this 5603-nucleotide messenger RNA. RefSeq names its product MPV17 mitochondrial inner membrane protein like (gene MPV17L). NCBI's taxonomy places the organism in Eukaryota, Metazoa, Chordata, Lepidosauria, Squamata, Lacertidae. Gene Ontology annotation, biological process: mitochondrial ribosome assembly. The record is from RefSeq and is a predicted model, not a curated record. Gene Ontology annotation, cellular component: cytoplasm; membrane; mitochondrion.